UAAAGAAGAAGACGGUCAUGUUGCGAUGCUCAUCAGUCUUGAUGUUUAUAAAUGUUUUAUGUAAUUUUCAAUUAAAGAAAAUCCUUGGUCUGCUGGAAUUACUUUGAGGCAAGGUUUAACAAAACCAACACCAAGUACCCCCUGGAACCUGAUUUAUUACCUCUUCACUGCACAUACCCCUGGAAAGAUGUUUAUUAAAGAGGAGUUUAUUAAAGAGGAGAGUGAAGACAUCAGUAUUUCAGAACCAUUAAGGCUGAAGAAUGAAGUUACUGAGGAACAAAGAGAGCUGAUGGAAGCGAAAGAGGAAAGUGAGGAACUGAAUGAAGAGGAGAAACUUCAGUAUCAGAAUUCUGAUGAUUUUGCAUCUGGAGAAAAAUCUCAGACAAAUAAAACAUUCUCAACAUUCUCAACCCUAAGAACAAAAACAAAUAAUGCUUACACCUGCCCUCUUUGUGAAAAGAGUUUCAAACAAAAAAGGCACCUUAAUGUCCACAUAAGAAUUCAUACUGAAGAGAAGCCUUUCACAUGCCCUCAAUGUGUAAAGAGUUUCAGACACAAAGAGAGUUUUAAGCAGCAUAUAAGAAUUCACACUAGAGAGCCUUUGACAUGCCUUGAGUGUGGAAAGAGAUUAGCAAAUCCAAAUAGCCUAAGAAAACAUCAAAAUAUUCACUCUAAUCAGUUACAUCACUGUUCUCAGUGUAGCAAAAGUUUUAAACAGGCAAUCAGUCUCAGACGUCAUCAGCGCUAUCACUUUGAAGAAAAGCCAUUUAACUGUGAUCAGUGCGGUCAAAGAUUUAUUUUUGCAUCAAUGCUAAAAAGACACUUGAAACUUCAUGAGUCUAAUGAGAAGCCUUACAGCUGCACUGUUUGUGGAAAGAGUUUUUCACAGCUGGCUUAUAUGAAACAGCACCAGAUAAUACAUUUGGGUGUAAAGCCUCAUGUAUGCUCAGAGUGUGGUAAAGCUUUUAUCAGAGCUGAAGACUUGAAAGUGCAUGAAAGAAUUCAUACUGGAGAAAAACCUCACAAGUGCUCACAUUGUGGAAAGGGUUUCAAACGGCCCAAACAGCAGAAAAGACAUGAGAAAGUGCAUACUAGAGAGAAUCCAUACUACUGCUCUCCAUGUGGAAAGAGUUACAGCUCAACAAGUACUUUACAGACACAUUUAAGGAAGUUUUGCCCAAAUGUGUCAUAGUAAGCACAUUUGUAUAUUAUUAAAUAGUGAUACGGUGUUGGAAGUUUAACUCGCCAACAACUCCUACAGGAUUUAUAUUAUAAGGGGGAAAAAGGUUGUUUUGAUCAUACCAGUUGAUGAAAUUAUGUAACCAUGAUGUCACACAGCAGGUCACCGCACUUCCGGGUGCUUUCUGUGGUGACAGAUUUGUUUGGAGUAGCGGUACUUGCGGUGUCAGAUGAUAAAAAAAAUUCUAUUAAAAUACUAGGUUUUAGUCCCACUGCCCAUUUAUUGCUGUUUUUAUUUUAUUUUCUCUAAAACAAAGCCAAUGUCAGCUUUGUUCAUUAAUCACAGUUAUUAGUAACGAAAGUUACAGUAGCUAGCGUAAAACAUGAUUCAAACAUUAAUCUUAAAGGGGACAUGUCAUGCAUUUUUUCUGUGUACUUCUGCUUUAAGACACUCCUAUGACUUUGCAGAGCAAAUGUCCCCCGCCAUAAAAGCAUCUGACUGUACAGUUUCUUACAUAUCAAACAAACAUACAGUUGAAACAGUAGUAUUUAAUUUGUUACUCACCAGUGGUAGUGUUGUGUCCAAAAUUGUUGAUAUUGCUUCAUCUUUAAAAAUAAAUUUCUUUAGAAAAAUGAAUCAGUAGAGGAAUGUACCACAAACAUAUAAUCCCACAGUGAUGCUUAAUUUAAGUAUACCACUCAUUCCUAAUGCUGGGAUCCUUCAGAAGUCUACGCAGAGAUGAUGUAUUUCCACAACCAGGAACACUAUAAUUGACAUCUUAAUCUUUUUGUUGAGUUGGAGUACCUCAGCCACUUUCUCUCUCAGUUCACCACAAUGAUUACAAAUGUUGUUGAGGCAGGGCUAUUCAAAUAAACACCCCGUUUCAUGUCACUACGUGGCCAAUUUAAAAAAUGGAGUAGUUUUUGCGAGGUGGAAGAUUAAAUGCUGAUGUAUUUUUGGACUGGAAACGCCAUUUUGAGUUCUGUAACUUGCAGUAUGUUUUUAUUGUUGAAUGAUAUAUUCCCUUACUUGUCAAAAUCUUAAAGACAAUUUUAUUUCUCAUGACAUUACCCCAUCAAAGACAAAGACAUUAAGAUAUGAUUUUCUAUAAAGCUGUUCCUUGGGGGUUUUAAGGCAUUUAAGACAUUACAUAAUGAGUUCUUGUAAAGCUUCUUUGAAAUGAUGUGCAUU
Messenger RNA from Xyrauchen texanus (razorback sucker), 2371 nucleotides. RefSeq names its product zinc finger protein 239-like. Gene Ontology annotation, cellular component: nucleus. The coding region runs from base 188 to 1192 and encodes 334 amino acids. The transcript has 3 exons. The record is from RefSeq and is a predicted model, not a curated record. Lineage: Eukaryota; Metazoa; Chordata; Actinopteri; Cypriniformes; Catostomidae.